UGGCUUGUUGGAAAUAUACCAGGUACUGAAAUAAGCAAAGGUGAAACUCUUACAGAAUAUAUUGGUUCAGGACCUCCUCUAGAUACUGGACUUCAUCGUUAUGUAUUUUUGGUAUACAAACAACCAUCUAAAUUAAUAUUUAAUGAACCAUAUGUUACUAACAAGUCACCUGGUAAUCGUACUCAUUUUUCUAUUCAUAAAUUUGCUCAGAAAUACAAUCUUGGAUUACCAGUUGCUGGUAAUUUUUAUCAGGCACAAUAUGAUGAUUAUGUGCCACUUCGCUACAAACAGCCAACUACAACUUGAACAGAAAUUUAUUACAAUAUUUAUUUAAAAAAACAAAACUAUUAUAUAUUAAAACACUCUUUAAAUAGGGUAUUUAUAAAUCAUAGUACUGUAUAAAUAAAUGUAUAAACCAUUGUUUAUGUAUUUAUGUUACAUUUGUUGUUUUCAUUAUAUAAUUUUUAUCAAAAUAAAUUCUAAACUUUGAACAAAUA
Messenger RNA from Daktulosphaira vitifoliae (grape phylloxera), 497 nucleotides. Its product is annotated as phosphatidylethanolamine-binding protein 1-like. The annotation marks the transcript as partial. The transcript has 3 exons. Lineage: Eukaryota; Metazoa; Arthropoda; Insecta; Hemiptera; Phylloxeridae. The record is from RefSeq and is a predicted model, not a curated record.